Molecule: messenger RNA, 627 nt
Organism: Chanos chanos (milkfish)
Lineage: Eukaryota; Metazoa; Chordata; Actinopteri; Gonorynchiformes; Chanidae
Gene: lnp1
Product: leukemia NUP98 fusion partner 1
Exons: 4
Coding region: 1-627 (208 amino acids)
Source: RefSeq, a predicted model, not a curated record
AUGGACAAUGAGGAGGACGAUGAUGGAAACUUCACCAAAUGGAUGAGUAGUUACUGGGGUCAUGGAGCUGAGGAAGAGCAGGCCAAAGAGAGGAAGAGGAGUUUCAGGAGACCCACACGUGCUAAAGCCGAUCGGCGUGCGUCCCUGCCAUGCAUGUCACAGUUUGAAGCUAUGCAGCUGAACCAGCUCCACGUUGCUACCAUGCCUCCUGCACCCGUCCACCUGAAAACACGGGAGGAGAAAGAGAUCAGGUCUCACCCUCGUGUCCGUCGCGUCUCCUCUGAUGACAACGGUCGCACUAAGUCCUCCGCAGAAAACCGCAUCACCCCCAUCCCAGAACUGACCGAAUCAUUCGAGCGCAGGCUACGCAUCCACAACCAGAAGGGUGACGCAGAUAACCACUGUCUGAUAUGUCGUGACAACGUUCGAGGUGGUGGAGGAGGAAUGCAGGAGCUCCAUUGCUCACAUCGAUUCCACAAGGAGGGGAGGAGGCCGGAUCAGGGGCUGCGUCCCCGCAGUGGGAGUUCUGCGGCCGCAUGCGAACGCCGGAAGGAAGUGCCGUUCUGCGCUGGACAAGAGGAGCAUCGUAUGCCUCGUCGUCAACUCUCGCUACGCAGGCAACGCUAA